AUGAUAUAAUCUCUCUUGAUUAAGAAUCCUUUGUAGAGAUUAGGUGCCUCAUAAAGAGAUGCCGAUGAAAUUAAAGAUCAUCCAUUUUUAAAAUAAAUAAAUUGGAAGGAUUUAUUAAAUAGGUAUUCUUCAUUAAAUAUAAAAUAAAGAAAAUAUAAACCACCAAUUCCAGUAAUUAAUGAAGACAUACUGAAUUAAGAAUUUGAUAUACCUUUUGAUUUUAUACUUUCUGCAGAUAAAUCGAGUGCAAUUAAUUACAUUAAUGGUUGGUCAUUUGUUAACAAUGAUUUUGUACAAUUUUGA
Paramecium tetraurelia is the source of this 303-nucleotide messenger RNA. RefSeq lists its product as uncharacterized. NCBI's taxonomy places the organism in Eukaryota, Ciliophora, Oligohymenophorea, Peniculida, Parameciidae. The transcript has a single exon. The record is from RefSeq and is a predicted model, not a curated record.